Molecule: messenger RNA, 6583 nt
Organism: Hylaeus anthracinus
Lineage: Eukaryota; Metazoa; Arthropoda; Insecta; Hymenoptera; Colletidae
Product: serine/threonine-protein phosphatase 4 regulatory subunit 4-like
Exons: 16
Coding region: 158-3811 (1217 amino acids)
Cellular component (GO): protein serine/threonine phosphatase complex; cytosol
Molecular function (GO): protein binding; protein phosphatase regulator activity
Source: RefSeq, a predicted model, not a curated record
GAGCCCAGUUUAGUUGUCAUCCACGUUCCGUCGUGUUAUUUUUCUUGCGUCAAAUGCGUCAGGAGAGUGCGUACGCGUGUAUCGUCGACUACGUAAGAGAAUCAAUCGGUCGUCGCGACGCUAUUCGGUGUAUCGUUGAAUAAAAUGCGCGGCGAAAAUGUUGCAAGAGGAAGAUAAAGCUCCGUACGAGAGCGUAUUGGACCUGAAAGGCGAUGAUUUUCAAAAACUCAGCGUUAUACACAAUUUACCAAGCCUCUUAGCUACGGACACGCAAUCAUGUAUGUCCCGUGUGGUACCAAAAAUGCAGCAAUCGCUGCCUACAGCAUCCACAGAGUUUCACCUUGCAGCUUCAUCGACAUUCAAAACGAUAUUAGAGCAGAAACUUGUCAACCAUAACGUCUUUAGUCAAACAUUCCUUCAAAGUAUAUUAAAUUCGCUUGACAGUCGUGAUCCAGUUGUUUGUGAUGCAUGGCUGGAGACCUUACUGGAUGCGAUAGAGUUACUGCCGGUAGAAGUUAUAAGAUCGCAGAUUCUUCCAUUGACUAUAAUCAAAGGACAAUUGUCGCAACCUAUCUACUCCAGGGUAACAUGCAGCAGGUUACUAGGAAAAAUUUGUACAAGAUUUGAUUCUUCUAUGAUACAGAAGGAAGUUCUACCAACGGUACAUUCCCUCUGUCAGGAUGUAAAUAGCGAAGUACGAGCUAGUAUCUGCUUGCAGCUACGUUUUGUUGCCGAAGGCCUUGGUGCUGAGUCUGUAAAACCUGCUUUGUUACCAUCUCUCGUAGAAUUAGCAAGCGACGAAGAAAGCAAUGUAAGAUGCACCUCUGUACAGACAAUAGUGUACUUGCUACCUCAUCUUCAGGAAGAUACAAUAAAAACUACCAUAGUGCCACUUGUUAAAAAAUUAUGCGAAAACGCAAUGAAAUUGGACGAUAAUGUGAUAUGCAUCAUUGCCCAGGAGUUUGGAAAACUCGUACUUGGAUUGGAAAAAUGCUUAAUACCCACGGAAAAGACGUGGUUUCUAAAAUAUUUUCAACAACUUGCACAGAUGGGUAUUGUUUCGAUGAAAAAAGAGUCCAAACCUCACCUUUUGUUUAUAACUAGUAAUCCAGCCGAAGAUGAGAAAUAUAUGGAAUGCAGAAGGUGUUGCGCUUAUAAUUUACCUGCAAUGUUUCUCUUUGUAUCAAAUUCCGCGGAUGAUACAGAUGCAUUACUUAUUACGUUUAACGCAUUGGCGGGCGAUCAUUAUUAUAUGGUCAGAAAAACAGUAGCAGGUGGAAUUCAUGAAGUGGCCAAGGUAUUGGGUCCAAAGAAUGGUCGCAUAAAAUCAGACCUAAUAAAAUUAUUAAAGGAUGACUCUGAAGAAGUUCUACAAGGUUUAGUUCCUCACAUAGGAUUAACGCUUGAUUGUUUAGCCGAAAGUCAAACUAUUGGUGUUGAUAGAAUGGAUUCUACCCUUACGGAAAUAGGCAGAGCGUUAUUGAAAUGCGAAGCAGAAAUAUCAUCUACACACAAUUGGAGAUUAACUGCACUAAUGCAUUCGCAGCUUGAGAUAAUAGCGAAAUAUUUUCCAAGUGAUUUUAUAUACUCAUAUUUUGUGCCAAUGGCUUUUUUCAGAAUAUUACAUGCUAGGCCGAUACCCGUACGCCUUGCUGCGGGAACAUUGUAUCUUUUUCUUUUACGUUACAAUAUGAAAGCUGUUCAACGGAUAGAACUUCGUUGCAAAUUAUACACAGAGUUGGCUAACAGUCCUGACUGUUACGUGAGAAUGAUGUUUGUUCGUAUGAUGGUAGAGGCCAUGGACAUUUUCUCUUCCGCGUAUUUCAAGGAACAUUUUUUUUCCGUUUUAUUGAACUUGGCCGAAGAUCCCGUAGCUAACAUUAGAAUUAAAGUGGUUUCCCUAUUGCCACAAUUGAAAAGUCAGUUAUGGAUGCCGACAGAUAAAAAGUUAUUGACGGCGUUAGAGACUACUAUAGGACAUUUAAUGAACAGCGAGAAGGACAGAGACGUGAUUGCCGUAUUAGCAUCCGUUGUACGAAAAUUGAAUGAAAUAAAGCUUAAAUACGACGGUCAAACGCCAGCAAAUAAACACACGAAGCAAGAUAUAGAGGAUGCUAGGAAGUUAGAAGAAGAGAAGAGGUUAUCAGGACUGGCGACUGGAAAAUCACCACCUGGAGGAGCUGGAAUGAAAAAGGGUACAUGGCGACGAACAUCUGAUAACGGAGGGAAAACAAUGCCGCAGACAACGCCAAAAGAAGGCAGCGGAUCUCCUCGUCACUCGAGUGAAGGAUCGAGAGCGAGAGUUCAACUAACACAUCCUUGGGAAAGACUAGGACAUACUAACACGAAUGCCAGUACGGCCCAUGCUAACUCUGACAAUGGACCGUGCCAUGAUUCUGAUAUGAUGCAAGCGGUGCAACAGAACCGCUCGAUGCCGUUGAUAGUAUGGCCAGACACGUACGAGUGCAACUACGAGGAGGAGAAUAAUAUCCAUUCUUGUCGCUCCGAUUACACUAAAUCCGUCUUCCUAGCGAUCAGGAGAGAGAACCGACGAAAGUCGCAACAGAACUUCCUACUAACACGAGACUAUGCGCGCGAGUUCUCUACUAACAUCGCCAGCAAGGACACUGCCAAUGCGAGAACGCUUUCCAGUGCUCCUAAUCUGGCUAUGCUUAGAGCACUGACCAAAGCGGCUCACUAUAAUUCUUGUUGGCCUUGUAGCUCGAUGCCGGAAAUACCGGUGAUGCUGUCGGAUGACGAAUUUCUCGUGGACGCUGGUAUACGGAUACCCGCACAAUUCUCGCAGAGCAUGUCCAAAAUACCUCACCUGCAAGACUCUGUAUUCACGAAGAGGAGAACCUUGUUCAACUUUGAGCGUUCACGUAGCGUCGGAAUGAACUUCGACAAAGGGAAACCCAAGGGGAACUUGUCCGUCGAAUACGAAGAUUGCAUCAAACGGAGAACCAACGGUGUCGAUCAGUCGAACAACGGUAGAACGUCGAUGGACUGCGAGGACGGUUUGAGAAUGGUGAAGGAGAGUCUGGGCAAAAAGGUCUACUACGUCGGACCUCUGAUGAGGUCAAGAUUCGGAUUCGGCGUGAAUCAGGAAAGGUCGAUGGACGAAAAGAUGAAACGAAAUUCGUUGAUCUUGGACAAGGACAAGCCGAAGGUUCUGCAAACAAAAUGCCCGUUGGAAAGGACUAAACGGCAUUCCGCUAGUUUCGACAAAGGGAAACCCAAGGGGAAGUUGUCCGUCGAAUACGAAAACUGUAUUAAACGAAGAACAAACGGACCUAAUCAGUCUAACAACGGGAGAACAUCGAUCGACUACGAAGACGGCUUGAGAUUGGGGAAAGAGGAUCAACAACAGCUGGAUAGUAAGGAUACGGUGUAUCUUGGGUCUAUGGUGAGAACAAGGUUUGGAUCCAUUAAUCAGGAGAGGUCGAUAGACGAGAAGAUGAAACGAAACUCGUUGGUGUUGGAUAAAGAUAAGCCAAAGCUUAUGCAUACCAAGUGUACGCUAGACAGGACUAAACGACACUCUGCGAAUUUCAGCUUGAAACCGGGGGAUUCGAAGGAGAUGAAGCCUAAUAUGAAAUGCCAUAGCUUAGAAGUGGUCGAUUACGCGCCAAGCGAACGCCUCGGCAGGGCUCUUAGACGGUAUUCGACGUUGGACGUGAAUCAUAAUCAGGGACUUAGCAAAAUACCCGUAAGGAGUUUUGUACCUCGUAGUAGAACCGCUCCAGCCACCAGGGCGUCGAGCCCCGUGCACAUAGAGAAGCUGUGUCGUAUGCCGUUUUGGGAAUCUUAGAGACGGACGAAAUUCGAGACCACGAAUGCACGUUUAACGCAUCCAUGAAAACAGACUAGGGGAAAAGAUUCCUGCGUCCGAUUCAAUCAUUGGAUACAGAAACAGUAUAUUUUGUGGUAUACGUGGCUUCUGUUCCAUUUUAUUUGCUGCACACAAUUUUGGUCGAGAGAUCACCGUGAAUCAUAUCUCUUCCAUUUCUAUCUGUAAAUUCUCUUGUCAAAUUCAAGGUUACAUAUCCUGUGUAGGUUGAGAAUCUCAAUCAUGGUCGAAUAGGGAGUCGCGUUUCCAGUGGUCGAGGAACGUUAGGAUCGCGAUCAAUGAGGACAGUGGCACAUCCAGGGGAGGAGAGGACAUUCCUCUCACUUCAGCUACAAAUAUCCAUCUUUUAACUAUCUCGUCUUUUUUACACGUAGAUGUAGGAAAACGUAAACUGUCAUCGAAUGAAACUUCAACGAAGAACAUUUUUAAGCUGCUAGAUUUUUAACAUAACGGUGAAAAACGUUUUAAAUACAUCCUAAAGGACAUUCAUUAUUACAUAAGAAAAAAGUUGAAUCACUUUUUUCUUUAAUAUCUUGAAAAGUAUCACAUCUUUGUUUAUAUUUAGUUACAACUCCGCUAAAUUUCUGGGUGCGCCACUGAACGAGGAGUGAAAUAAACGCCCCUGCCUCCGUAACUUUAAUUUCAGUGAAACAGAAAAGUAAUCCUGGCAUACGUUUCACUCUAACAGGCGCAAGGGUCUUCCCCGUUUCGGGAAGUUCCGAUUAAAAAUGAAGAGUUGGCUAUCAGGGCCUAGGUUAAAAAAAUGAACAAAAAGAACACCAAGUUAACGUUACGGAGUCGAAGCCAUCGCUAUUCCGUUGCACUAUUAAUCAAGUUCAGCGAUGAAAUAAUAAUUCCAUCUCUCGUCGUAGCGACUGAGAACAGUAAACUUCGCGAACAGUUUCUCAAGAUUUUUCUUUGACGAAUUAACGAGGUAUUCGAAAACUUACGAGGGCUGUUUAGCUAGUUUGUUAUCUCGUGCCUUUUUCACAGAGCCUUCUGCGUUCUUCGUCGCUUCUCGUAGACAGCCUAUAUAUAUAUAUAUAUAUUAUACAUAUGCAUAUAUUCCUAUUCAUACGCGAUGGGUAUGUUUCUCGUUACAUGCUAUUGUUAGGAGAUGUCGAGGCGCGAAGGAAAACUCGAAUGUUUUCGAAGAAAGGGAUAUCGUUGCAUCCAAGUGUACUUUGUAACUGUCCUCGCAAUGAUCGGCAAUAAUCAAUACGUUAUUAAACGUAUUUGUAUUAUCUGACAAGAGAUUGGAAGUGGACGAGACGCGUCGAAUAGUAAAUGGAGAAUGCAUCGAGAGAUUCGUUCCAUCCAGGUUUAAGCGCGCGUGAAAAGUUGCAUCGGCGUCGAAGUCCGUGCGAGCCGAAUGAAACGAGUCCUUCGAAACCAUUUUUGCUCUUAUUUAUUAUUCGCGAUGCAUUUCUAACGCGAUUGUUACGCGUGACAACUGUCGAGCAUUUGUGAUUCGCAUUUCUUUUCCGCAAUUAAAAAAAUGAAAUGUCUCCUUCGAUCGAAAGGAUACACCGCGACAAAUAUUUAAACGAAACAGACACGCAUGCUUGAGUUGCAAGACUGUCGUCGAUGCCCUUAAGAGUAAAGUGAGAAAAAUAACAACAGAAGAUAAGACUAUUUUGCACUUUAUUUUAUAGCUGCAUAUCUGAUACGUAUUGGCCUACGAAGAGAACGAAAAGAAUUAUUCUUACUGUUAAUAGAGUUUAAAGAGCAGUUGUUACUCAUUAAUUGAAUAUAUUCUAAUAGAUGAUUAUAUUAGGGGAUAAAGACGAGAUAAAACGAUGAUAGGGUUACAGUAUUGUAAUAGCCAAUUCUAGGUCUAGUCUCAAAUAGUUGUAAAUGCAGGGGGUAAUUGCGAUGCCUACGAAAGAAGGUGUUCUUUUGAAUCCUCGAUACGUUUUGUAUUUUGCUUUUCCGCGACCCGUCCUUUCGUUUUUAUUUUCGUUUCGAAUUGCGUAAGGUUCUAACGCUUUAGCAGAGACAGAAAUAGUUCUAUCGUCAUUUUAGAACGUAGCAACGUAUCGAACAUUGCAAACAAGUCGACCUAGCAAUAUUUUAGAAGCGUGCAAUAUUUAUGGAUUUUAAUUUAAAACGUCUCGAAUACAUAGUUAUAUCUAGCUUGUACGAUAAUUUUAAUCGAUUUAGGAGCAUUUACGCCAACCGAUUACGUUUUCUAUUCGACAAACCAGAUCCACCAGGAAAGGUAUCAUUUUCGCAACACGUCUUUAGGGAUUCUCGAUUCCCUCGUAAAACGUUAAACGAUUAAUGAAAAAGUAUUAAAAAAGAAUGAACUCUUCACUGUACUGCAGACCGGAGUUCUGUUGUGUCUUAAAUAAGAAAUAUCCGCAAAAAUAUCAUACGUUCUUAACAUGUACAUAUAGAGACUGACCAAGACGAUUUAGAAAGGUGUCUACGCAUGUAUAUCAUAAACAUUGUACAACCGUUGUAUCCGAGACGCGAGAAGAGAUUCGGGAAACGCGUAAACGCAUGAAUACCGACAAACAAAAAAGGGAUUAUAUCGAUGCAACAAUGUGGAGUAACACGUGUAAUAUCUUCGCAAGAGUAUUUUCGUUGAGCUUCAAGAGAUGAUAUAUUUUCAGGUGAUGGGGGGAAAAAAGAAACAAUGAGAGAUAUAAGACGCUUCGAAGCCAAAGAUAUACGAUUUCUAACAGUAUGAAAUUGAACAACGUACAAAGUCUUAAAAGGCAUUACGUA